AUGUCUUCGUUACAGCUUGAGCAUAAUUUGUGGAAUAGACAUCUUGCUGCUGUCCUGAACUUCCGACAUAUACUUAACAAUCUAAGAUAUUAUGGGACUAUACCUUUAAGGUUCACCCGCGUCAUUCGGAUUGGAUGUAUCAGAAGACAAGCAGAAGAAGAUUUCCAGGAGGGUCGUCGUUUGAGACAAAGACUGACUAGACUUCAAAAAAAGAUAAAACAAUUAUGUUCUGGUUACUGCUUAGGACCCACCCAAGUUACCGCUGGGUUUAAGAUGAGUGAUACUCUAAAGCCAUAUACAAUAGCCACCAAGACAACCAAGGUUCCUGAUCGGUAUUAUACACCACAGCCAAUUCCCAAAACACCAAAAGAAUCGAGUCUUGAAUUCUCUUAUUUGCCUACACCACCACCUUCUACUGUGGCAGUACAGCCUACCACAACAUCAAAAGCAAAGGAUCCAUGCUGUUUCGGAUGUAUACUUGCCUGUCUAUUGUGCUGUGCUGUCAAGAACGAAACUCAAAGUCCUGAUACAACCACAGGCUAA
Messenger RNA from Phycomyces blakesleeanus NRRL 1555(-), 543 nucleotides. RefSeq lists its product as hypothetical. The transcript has 4 exons. NCBI's taxonomy places the organism in Eukaryota, Fungi, Mucoromycota, Mucoromycetes, Mucorales, Phycomycetaceae. The record is from RefSeq and is a predicted model, not a curated record. Bases 1 to 543 code for a protein of 180 amino acids.